Molecule: messenger RNA, 3195 nt
Organism: Gallus gallus (chicken)
Lineage: Eukaryota; Metazoa; Chordata; Aves; Galliformes; Phasianidae
Gene: PROKR1
Product: prokineticin receptor 1
Exons: 3
Coding region: 378-1571 (397 amino acids)
Biological process (GO): neuropeptide signaling pathway
Cellular component (GO): membrane
Molecular function (GO): neuropeptide Y receptor activity
Source: RefSeq, marked provisional
AGAUGCAUGUACGGAGACAGCAGAGCUAUCUUCCCUUUGAGCUACAGGGCAGAGAAAUGAUCGUUCAGCAAAGUCCUUUGGCUGCUUUUGUAGUAAUCCCUUCUGUGCUUCAGUGACAGCAACGUAUUUGCAGGGGAGAAUCCAGGAAGCUACGCCCAGAGUCCCAGAGACCUUGAAGAAGACAAGAGCAACUGCAGAAGAUGACAAAUGAUGCUGUUGCUCUGUAGUCUCAUGGGGACAAAGACAAGGUGAUUCACGGCUCAGAAGGAAACUUUGGAUGAGGUCUCUUGCCUGCCACUGUUGUGCCCUGGCACCCUGGGUAAUUUUAACACAAAUCCAAGGGUCAGCCAAGCCACUUGUGUCAAAAGAAGACAGACAUGGUCCUGGAGCAAGAUGAACAUAACCCAAAUGCUACCAUCAAUCUCAACUUUGCUGCAAUCUACAAUCUCCAUGAUGGAGAUUUAACCUCCAUGCGAAAUUUCUCCUUCCCUUUCAAUUUCAGUUACAGUGAUUAUGACCUGCCGCUGGACAGCGAGGAUGACAUGACCAAAACUCGCACCUUCUUUGCAGCCAAGAUUGUGAUCGGGGUGGCUCUUGUUGGCAUCAUGCUGGUCUGUGGCAUCGGCAACUUCAUCUUCAUCGCUGCCCUUGCCCGCUACAAGAAGCUGCGAAACCUCACCAAUCUGCUGAUUGCCAACCUGGCAAUCUCAGACUUCAUUGUUGCCAUCGUGUGCUGCCCCUUUGAGAUGGACUACUAUGUGGUACGGCAGCUGUCUUGGGAGCACGGCCAUGUCCUCUGUGCCUCAGUCAACUACCUACGGACUGUCUCUCUCUAUGUUUCUACUAACGCUCUCCUGGCUAUCGCUGUUGACAGGUACCUGGCCAUUGUUCACCCACUGAAACCACGCAUGAAUUAUCAAACAGCAACCAUCCUGAUUGCCUUGGUCUGGAUCGUCUCCAUACUUGUAGCUAUUCCAUCCGCUUACUUCGCUACUGAAACUGUAUUAUUCAUAGUAAAAAACCAGGAGAAAAUUUUCUGUGGUCAAAUUUGGCCCGUUGACCAACAGAUGUACUACAAAUCCUACUUCCUGUUCAUCUUUGGCAUUGAAUUUGUUGCACCUGUGAUUACGAUGACCUUAUGUUAUGCCAGAAUCUCUCGAGAGCUUUGGUUUAAAACCGUACCAGGAUUUCAGACAGAACAAAUCAGGAAGAGGCUUCGAUGCAGAAGAAAAACUGUAAUGGUACUGAUGUGCAUCUUGACUGCCUAUGUUCUCUGCUGGGCACCCUUCUAUGGCUUCACCAUUGUCCGUGACUUUUUCCCCACAAUUUUUGUGAAAGAGAAGCAUUAUCUUACCGCUUUUUACAUAGUUGAAUGCAUUGCUAUGAGUAACAGCAUGAUAAACACAAUGUGUUUUGUAACUGUGAAAAAUAACACCAUGAAGUACUUCAAGAAGAUCAUGUUGCUCAGAUGGAGAUCAACAUACCAUGGAAGUAAAUCUAGUACAGACUUAGAUCUCAGAACAAGUGCAAUGCCAGUCACAGAAGAGGUAGACUGCAUAAAACUGAAGUAAGUUUUAGGUGGUUCUAAUCUCAUAUUUUGGAGGGGGGCAGGAAAGAGGAAAUAGUACCACCUCAAAAGAUUCCCUCUUUUGUUCAUACAAACACCCACUGUUGAGAGGCCUGAAGAAGCAGCAUUCUAUGGUUUUCCACUAGAAUCCUUCUACUGGACUGCUGCAUAAUCCCAUAGUUCAGACUGAUGCUGUGCGUCAGUUUACCCAUCUGUAAAUUUGGAAUGUAGGCACUUGUUUUAGAGCUCUUUAAAACUGAUAGAGAACAACAACAACAACAAAAUCAGUGAAUGCAUUAAAGCAUAUUUCAAAGACAGAAGAGUUGACCAUUGCUCCUAGCCAUGAUGUCUCUUCGUGUCUUCUGAACAGAAAUAUUUUACUCUCUUUGAGCUUAUUGUUCUUAUCUUUAAGCUGCUGGGUGUCCUUUUCCUUCUGCUCCCUCAUGGGCAAGAUAGGAAGGAUAGCAAAAAAGCCCAUUUUGAUUCAUGUCACUCUUUACUCUCAGUUUACUUCUCAUGAAGAAGCUCCUUGAAGCCUACAGACCACCAGCUUCAGUUCUCCAAUGUGCAGCAUGCUCUUAUGAAAGGCACGUUCUCUACAAAGUUUACAGAGCUGAAUACUGCUUCUCAGUCUAGUAAAAACCUGAAGCCUCUUCAUGUGCUAUCUUGUUUAAGAAUAUGUUAUCAGCAUUCCACCCUGUAUUUUUUUGUAGUGUGUUACUCAGUUUAUUAAGUAUUUGGAAAUUAAAGAGGGACAGUUUCCUUCUCUCACUUCCAGGCACCCUCUGGCCAGCUGUUGCUGCCUUGAGUCACUGAGCACUUCACAGAAUCACAGACUCAAUAACAAAACUGUGGGGGUGGUGAACAAUGUCUCCAGAUUAUCUAGGCCACCCUCAGUUUGAGCAGGUUGCCCAGCCUUGUGUUCCAUUGAGCUUUAACUUACUCAAAGGAUAGAGACUCCAUAGCGUCUGCAGGCAACCUCUGCCAGUUUUCAGUCCUCACAGUACAAUUGUUUCCUUUUAUGAUGAAAUUUCAUGUGUUUCAAUUUGUGCUCAUAGGACUUGUCCUGUUUUUCAGUGGUACACAUCGCAAAGAAGAGCAAGUUGGUGGGAAAAAGUCCACCCUGCUGAACCACACCCUAGACAGCUUAUCCAGUCUGCGUACAUCUUCAAAAUAAAAUACAAGUAGGGCCAGAAUUACAAGGAUUUUGAGGUGAUGUGUCCUGCAAGCAAUGGAGACAGACUUUGGUUUAAUCAAGCUGGUCAGUGUUUGAGUUGAGUAGCUCAUUGUCUGGUCAAACAUGAAGCAACAACUCGAGACAAAUUCUGCAUUGUCUCCCACAACGCUAUUUUUACUACUCUCAUUUUGUGCAAUUCCACGACGAGCAUUUCUUAACUGGAAAUUGUGAUAAAACAGGUGACAAUAGCAGUAAGGCACAUAACUACACAUAAAAUGCCAUGGACUAUCGUGUAUUGAAAUCAAGUCUUUUCUAUUGUGACAACAAACGCUUCCUGUUUUAAAGUAUGUGGCAGCACCCACUUUUGGAGUAAAUGGCUUUUGUAAAUAAUUUGUUUACUUGUGAAUAUUAAGUGAGCAGCAAACCUUGCUAAUAAAACAGUAAACACAGA